AAAGAAUGCUAGGUGGGCUAUAAGUAGAAAGUUGUGGCAGCUCAGAAACUUGCGAAGAUGAUGAAAGGAUCGCUUCAACCUCCCUCUCUCUCACAAACACAGACAACAGAUUAAGUUAUGCCCAUAGGUGAUGACUUAUAACUGUCUGUUAGCCCAGAAGUUGCAUCAACCUCCUGUAAAAGUCGGUCCAAACCUUCCCAUCUCUCUAACGAAUGAUCAAGACAUCUCUCUCAAUAUCGCCGUCUCCUUUUAUAUAUUUUCUUUCCAUACUUGUCUACUUUGCCACCAAAUUAUUGUUUGAUCACCAUCUCUGAUUGCUUUCUUUUGUAUCUCUUUGUCCCUAGCUCUAGAAAACUUUGUUCAUAUGUAUUUGUGAUGGUAAAAAAAAUAGAAUAACAAGAAAGGAGUUAGCUAGGGUUUUCUAAGUGUAGAUGGUGUAAAGAACCCUAGCUUUGAGCAUAUAUAGCUAGGGUUUUUUUUUUCUUUUUUUUUCCCACCUGUAUGUUUUCUUGUUGUAUACUAAGGUAGAAGAUCUUCAUCGGAUGAGUACCAGGGGCCAUUGGAGGCCGGCUGAAGAUGAGAAGCUUCGCAGGUUGGUGGAUCAGUAUGGUCCUCACAAUUGGAACUCCAUAGCCGAAAAGCUUCAAGGAAAAUCAGGGAAGAGUUGUAGGUUAAGAUGGUUUAAUCAGUUGGAUCCAAGAAUCAACAGAAGCCCUUUUACAGAAGAGGAAGAAGAGAGGCUUCUUGCUUGUCAGCAGAUUCAUGGCAAUAAAUGGGCUGUUAUUGCAAAGCAAUUUCCUGGUCGUACUGAUAAUGCCGUGAAGAACCAUUGGCAUAUAAUCAUGGCAAGAAAAUGUAGAGAAAAAUCAAGGAUUCAUGCAAAAAGAGCAGCUUCUCAAGCGUUGUUAGUGAAUGAGCAGAAACAUUCUUUCUCAAAUCAAGACGUGAUGAGGAUCGUGAAUUGUGAGCCAAGGAACCUUGCCCCAUCAUUUUUCCACAAAUUCUGUGGAAGUUAUUGCGAUUGUUAUCAUCGUCCCUUCUGUCUCAACUAUCCGUCCUUUUGCAAUGAAAAUACCAGCCAUCAUGAAGGUAAACCUCUAGAGUUCUAUGAUUUUCUCCAAGUAAAGACUGAUUCUACCAAAAGCGAAGCCCUUGACAAUGCUAGAAGAGAUGACGUUGAGGUAGAUCAGGAAGCCAGGGAAUUACAUCAGAGAAAGGCUAAUUUUCCUUUCAUUGAUUUUUUGUCUGCUGGAAACUCUAAUUAGCGGGUUCCCUUCACUUCAUUUAUAGUACAAAUGUAAGCAGUUAUUUACGAUCACACUUAAUUAUUACUACUCAAA
Populus euphratica (Euphrates poplar) is the source of this 1340-nucleotide messenger RNA. RefSeq names its product transcriptional activator Myb-like. The transcript is spliced from 3 exons. Gene Ontology annotation, biological process: regulation of DNA-templated transcription. Gene Ontology annotation, cellular component: nucleus. Gene Ontology annotation, molecular function: DNA-binding transcription factor activity, RNA polymerase II-specific; RNA polymerase II cis-regulatory region sequence-specific DNA binding. The record is from RefSeq and is a predicted model, not a curated record. Lineage: Eukaryota; Viridiplantae; Streptophyta; Magnoliopsida; Malpighiales; Salicaceae. The coding region runs from base 543 to 1265 and encodes 240 amino acids.